Molecule: messenger RNA, 1856 nt
Organism: Rhagoletis pomonella (apple maggot)
Lineage: Eukaryota; Metazoa; Arthropoda; Insecta; Diptera; Tephritidae
Product: cell wall protein DAN4
Exons: 3
Coding region: 285-944 (219 amino acids)
Cellular component (GO): cytoplasmic vesicle
Source: RefSeq, a predicted model, not a curated record
AUGUUUUUUCGACAUUCCUAGUUCCAGCCAGUCAGCUAAUCUUUUCAGGAGAAUAGGCGAUUAAUUGAUAUCAUUUUCCAUAGAUAUAUUUAUUGUUGCAAAGAUAAAAGUGCAAAUUUAGUACUAAUCGGAAGAUUCGAACAACGCAAUACUACAAAACUGAUGUCCGUAAUUAAUUGCGUGGAUUUGCAUUCUGCCUGAACCUGUGGAUAUUAUUGCGAGAAAAUAUCUGUGCACUGUAGCAAACGCCAAGAAAAUCCUUUGUUGAAAGAAUCGGAUCAAACAUGAAAUCAUCGAUGACGGGAAUGCUGUUGUGCUGCCUUCUGGCAGGACUUUGGUCAUCUGCUUAUUGUCAAGCAGCUAGAAAUGCGACUGAUGAUAACAAAUCAACGGCAAAUAUCAAAGAUCUUACACCGUCUGAUACUGUUGCAACCAAAAACGACUCAACGAGCUUGAAAGUAUCAACAGAGACAAUUACUGCAGAUCCUACUACUACCACACAGGAGUCAGUAAACACAAAAGAAACUCUAUCAACAACGGAUCAAAAUGCAACUACAACUUCUACAGCGGCAGCACCUGACCAAAACACCACCACUACAACUGCUCCUCCACAAACAACAACAACCCUUCCGACCACUUCUAGCACAGCUUCGCCAAACACUACCACUACCACUCCAUCGACGUCCACCACAACAACUGUUGCGCCAAACAACAGCACAACAACUGUUGCGCCAAACAACAGCACAACAACUGUUGCGCCAGACAACAGCACAACAACUACGACCACAACAGCUGCACCACCAACUCCGCGUCCACCAUGCAAUCAUUUUGAUUUUCCAUCCUUCAUUGGUGGUAUAGUAUUGACGUUGGGCAUUUUGGCCAUCAGUUUGGUUGCCUACAAAUUUUACAAGGCCCGCAACGAGCGCAACUACCACACCCUUUGAGCCGCCACUGCUUUUACGUCGGCAUUUAAUGCAGCAGCCAACACAGCGCCGUCCAAUUCAAGCAGCAUAGACGUCGAACGUGUGCGUUUCGUACAGCCCUCGUUUCCCUUGCGAUCACCACCACAACCCGCUCCAUUGGCAGAGUCCUCCGGCGCUGCUCCAUCAUCGUCACCAUCCAUUCGACAACGGUUGCUGCAAACAUAAUCAAAUACUGAAAAGUAAAUAAUGGAUGUAUUAAGUAAACUUCCCUCUUUCUAUUAAAUAUCUGUGUAUAUCCAACAACAGUAAUAAAUAUCUUUCUGCACUCUAUGUAAAACAAAAACUGCAUACAUAAUGUAGUUAAACUAUGCCACACAAAAUGCGUAAAGUUUCUCAUAUCUUCUCCGCUAAUGUCCCAAAGGUAAAAUUUACUUUAAAAGAGAAAAAACUUUGGAUUAGGAGUGUUAGCUGGUUUGCCGCUUAUUUACUCGGGUUAUUUUAAUGAAAUUUCAUUUAAAUUUUCCGUGCAUUAGUAUGGAAAUAUGGAUUUGAAAGUAAUUGCUAAAUUUAAAGGCGGCUCGACUGUUUGAUUAAACCAGAAUGAAGACAAUUUUUUUUUUGUUUUAAUUGAAGGAUUGUUAAAAAGUCACAUAAUGCUCCAUAAACUAUCAUUUAGAUUCCCUAAAACGAGUGCAAUGAAGAUGCAACCUUGGUUUAUUCCAAGAUGUCGCACCUUCUAUUACCGAAAUUGGUGCUCGAAACCCUGUACUAAAUAUAUUUUAACGUACACAUACAAAAAUAAACCAAUGUAUGGACGUGCAAACAGGCAAAAAUGUUUAAUAAUUUCUUAAUGAAAUCAAAGUGCUGGCGGUGUUUUUCUUGUCACGAAACAAUUGUGUAUGAGUAACUUAAGUGAGGUGUAGAUACUUGUUU